Molecule: messenger RNA, 2264 nt
Organism: Patella vulgata (common limpet)
Lineage: Eukaryota; Metazoa; Mollusca; Gastropoda; Patellidae
Product: protein FAM219A
Exons: 5
Coding region: 125-595 (156 amino acids)
Source: RefSeq, a predicted model, not a curated record
GAGAAUAAAACCCCCACAAGACAUUGUACAAAAUGGAAUGAUAACCAUAUCCGGAAGUGAAAUUAUGAAGGCUGUCUGCUCAAUUUUCCAAUAUUUAUCUUUUUAAAACAAUUCAUCCGUUCAGAUGGAUAGUAUGGAAGAUAGCGGAAUCGAUAGCGACCAAAAAAAUCAAAACGACACAAAGGUACAGCCAAAUGUCAAAGAAUCUCAUAAAUCACAAAAGAAAUCCUCUGAAUUACAGAAAAAAAUUGACAAACAUAGAGAGAUAGCAAGAAAAGCUCAAUUAGCUGUUGAUCAACAACCAAAGAAAUCCAUGUUAGCUAGAAAUAGAGUACCAGAUCAUGUAAAGAAUGAAUUUAGUUCAUCUCAAGAUCAACAACCAUUGGUAGCAAUAAUGAGUGAUAGUGAGGAAGAUGAGUUUGAUGUUCCACGUAUGUCUAAAGCAGCACAUAAAGAAAUAACAGAACAGCUUAUUAAAGAUGGUUAUAACCUUGAUCUCGAACCAGAUGAUGAAGAUUUAGAUCUAAUUCCACCACGCCCACUUCAUGAAAGAUGUACAUGUUGUUUAGUACAGACUAACUGUCUUAUACAGUAGUCAAUGAUACUUGUUAUAGAUUUUAUCCUCUUCCACUUAAAACAUGCUAAAACGUUAGCUUCAAAAGGGUUAUUAAUGUACAGAUCUAACAUUUUUUCCUUUUUUAUGAUCUAGAUAUUUAGUGUACUCCACAAAUGAUAGAUCUGGUUACCUGGGUAUUAAACCUUAAUUUUGUUCACUAAUAUACUGUGAAGAAUAAGACCAGUCAAUGUUACGUAACCAUGAUAUAAAUAAUAGAGCCCAGUUUAUAUUUCAUGCCUUAUCUCACACAUGUUAUUAUAUAUCCAUUGUAUAAAUGAUACUGAUCAUUUAUGUUUCAUACAUCGCUCACAGUCGAUAGAUAUAUCCUCAUAAUAUGUGCAAUAAACUAUGGGAAAGCUUGGAGCUACUGAGGGCUUUAAAAUGGUCAGAGCACAGAUUACUAUUAAAGAAUGUCAUCAGAACUUAAUUAAUAUAAAGUCUAAUCGUUAUUUAAGGGAUUUUCAAUCCCUUCCUUGCAAUCUACAAUACUUAAUCCAUAAUUAAAAGGGGGGUUGGAGGGCCGAAUGGUUAGCACGUGCAUGCUGUAUCAUAAGGCCUGUCAUUGAGUCAACUGGCAUGGUUUUCGAAUCCCCGGUUGUACGUGACAAGGAGUAAGGUCACCUGUCCAACCUCGUGGGUUUUUCUCUGGGUCCUCCGGUUUCCUCCCACUACUAAAGACCCCUACGCGCAAGCGAAUUAUUGAAAUAAAAUUAAACCAUAUGUUAGUCCCAAAAUGACCUAGUUUGUGUCGAGUGGAGGUUAAACCCCUUUUCUCUCUCUCUCUCUCCAUAAUUAAAAUUACUAUCAGGCCAUAAAUUGUUCAAUUCCAUUUAGUAUUUACUCUACAGAUGUUGUAUAGUACUUGGUCAGUCAACACAUGCCAGCAACCCCACCAAUAACCUCUGUUAAUAUCUUUUAAUAGACCACUCUUUAAUCCAAAUGAAUCCUAGCCAGGAGAUUAUCUAUCUUUGGUAUUUUGAUUUUGUUUUCUUAAUUAAAUGUUAAGUAAUCAAAUUGAGGACAUAUUAGCGUGGAUUAAGUUGUGAAGAAUAACACAUUGUCCGAAAAAUGCAAAUGACAAAUAGCAGCUUUUAGUUAGAUAAAAACAAAAUACAUAAAAUGAGAAAUGAAUUGAAAGAUAUGUAUUUUAAUUAUUAUAAUUAACAGCAUGGUUCUCAUGUAUUCUAUAUACACUGUAUGUCAAAAGCUUAAAUUAAAUCAUUGAUAUUAAUAUUCAAGAAAUCCAUGCCAGUUUCUACUUGACAUCAUAAUUAUGUCCAAAUAUAUGUUUUAAGUAAGUUUGAAUGGUUAUACAUUGAAAAACAAGUUAUCAAUGUUACAUGAAAAAAAUAAUUUAUAAGAAUUCAGAUACCAAGUAUAUGGUACUUGCCUAAUUAUGUUGCUGUUCUAAAACAAUUGUUGAAAAAAGUUCAAAUUGUAGUAUGAUAUCAAUCAAAUAUAUUCUCUUGCCAAAAAUAUCUAAUUAAAAUACUCAAAAUAGUCUUUUCAGAUACAUUAAUAAGUUUAAAAUAAUAAAUGUCUUAAUUAUUGACAGAUAAAAAUGAAUAUUACUGGAAUCAACUUGAUAAUAGAUGCAUGUAUGUUGGUAAGUUAUGAUCAAAAUGUUCGUAUAGAUGAUCAUAUUUAC